Messenger RNA from Fukomys damarensis (Damara mole-rat), 854 nucleotides. RefSeq names its product coenzyme Q7, hydroxylase (gene Coq7). Lineage: Eukaryota; Metazoa; Chordata; Mammalia; Rodentia; Bathyergidae. The record is from RefSeq and is a predicted model, not a curated record. Gene Ontology annotation, biological process: determination of adult lifespan; regulation of gene expression; regulation of reactive oxygen species metabolic process. The coding region runs from base 60 to 737 and encodes 225 amino acids. Gene Ontology annotation, molecular function: 3-demethoxyubiquinol 3-hydroxylase activity. The transcript is spliced from 6 exons. Gene Ontology annotation, cellular component: nucleus; mitochondrial inner membrane.
CGUCUGCUUACGUCAUCAGACUGCUCCAAAAGCGGCACUGGCCCACAGCGUUCACCAGAAUGGCUCCUUUCGUUGUCCGGGCAAUGACUUACGCCGGGGUGGCAGCAGCUCCUUCCCUAUGGCGGCUUUGCACGUGUGCCCGGUGGCCCCUAUCAGCUUAUGGGGAAAAAAUCAGCCUCAGAUUUUGCAGUUCAGGAAUGACCUUAGACAACAUCAAUUGGGCAGCCGUGGACCGCAUAAUCCGGGUGGAUCAUGCAGGUGAAUAUGGAGCAAAUCGCAUCCUCGCAGGGCAGAUGGCCGUCCUGGGCCGGACAAGUGUUGGGCCGGUCAUUCAGAAAAUGUGGGAUCAAGAAAAGGCCCAUUUGCAAAAGUUCAGUGAGCUGAUGGUUGCAUUCAGGGUCCGGCCAACAGCCCUGAUGCCUCUUUGGAAUGUCGCGGGCUUUGCACUGGGAGCAGGAACCGCCUUGCUCGGGAAGGAAGGCGCAAUGGCCUGCACUGUGGCAGUGGAAGAGACCAUAGCCCAUCACUAUAACAACCAGAUCAGGACGCUAAUGGAGGAGGACCCUGAAAAAUAUGAGGAACUUCUGCAGCUGAUAAAGAAGUUUCGAGAUGAAGAGCUUGAGCACCAUGACACAGGCCUGUCCCACGACGCGGAAUUGGCGCCAGCGUACGCUGUCUUGAAGACUGUUAUCCAAGCUGGGUGCCGUGCCGCAAUAUAUUUAUCGGAAAGAUUGUGAGUUCCAGCCCUUGUCUACGAAAGGUGGCAGUUAACAAGUGACAUUUACAGAGAAGCAAUUGUGCAGUUACUACUGUGUGGAUUUUGUUAAUAAAUGACAAGAGUAUUUUUUUCAUUA